UCUACCUUCCCCAUUUCAAAUUGAAAUAGCCGCUAUCAAUCUCGCUCUCUCUCACCGCCGAUUCGCCAACAUCUAACCAAUUUUCCUCACAAUCGGAUACAUGCUUCGGGUCUUCUUUUGUGUUGCCGAGGGAAUUUUGUUGUAAAACAAGAUUUUUUUUUGUUUGGAUUGCAGCAGGCUGAAGAAUAAUUCUCUCACUCUAGGGCGAUUUGGAGGUGGGGAAGCUUAGGGGUUUUGGUAAACUGUGAGAGCGCAGAUGGAGAACUCCGAAUCGUCGCAGAGUGUGAGGGUUGCGGUCAAUGUCAGACCGCUCGUCACCGCCGAGCUUGUUGUAGGCUGCACUGACUGCGUGACUGUUUAUCCGGAGCAGAAACAGGUUCAAAUCGGAUCCCAUGCUUUCACAUUUGACAACGUAUUUGGUAGUAGGGGAUGUCCGAGUUCAACAAUAUUUGAUGAAUGUGUUGCUCCGCUUGUUGAUGCCUUAUUUCAUGGAUAUAAUGGAACGGUACUUGCCUAUGGCCAGACCGGCUCGGGGAAGACUUAUACUAUGGGCACAAAUUAUAACGGUGAAGAGCAUGGAGAUGCCAUCCUUCCUAAAGUGAUGGAUACCAUUUUCACAAAAGUCGAAUCUAUGACAGAGUCUACCGAGUUUUUGAUUAGAGUAUCCUUUAUUGAGGUUUUCAAGGAAGACGUGUUUGAUUUGCUAGAUCCAAAAGCUACAGGCCCUUCAAGAGUUCCCAUUCAGAUUAGAGAAAAGGUGAGCGGAGGAAUUACAUUGGCUGGGGUCACGGAGUCAGAGGUGAGGACAAAGGAAGAGAUGGCUUCAUAUCUCCUCCAGGGUUCGCUAUCUCGGGCCACAGGGAGCACAAAGAUGAAUAGCCAAUCAAGCCGUUCACAUGCCAUCUUCACAAUCUCAAUGGAACAAAGAAGAAUAAGUAAUUCUUCUGAUAGAGAUGAUGUUGGUGAUGAUGUUUUGACAGCGAAGCUUCACUUGGUAGAUUUAGCAGGUUCUGAGCGUGCUAAACGAACAGGUGCCGACGGAUCACGUUUGCAGGAAGGUAUACACAUUAACAAAGGACUAUUGGCUCUUGGAAAUGUCAUAAGUGCUCUAGGAGAUGACAAAAAACGCAAAGAAGGAGGUCAUGUUCCUUAUCGUGAUAGCAAGUUAACACGCAUACUACAGGAUUCACUGGGAGGCAAUUGCAAAACGAUUAUGAUUGCAUGUGUAAGCCCUGCUGACACAAAUGCUGAGGAGACGCUUAAUACAUUGAAGUAUGCCAACCGUGCAAGGAAUAUUCAGAAUAAGGCAAUUAUCAACCGUGAUCCCGCGACAGCUGAGUUGCAAAGAUUGCGAAGUCAAAUUGAACAACUCCAGUCAGAGUUACUUUAUGUUCGCGGAGACUCAAAUGCACCCACUGAAGAACUUAAAAUUCUUAAGCAUAAAGUAUCCUUACUUGAAGCUAGUAAAACUGAGUUACAGGAGGCACUUCAGGAAUGUCGAAUCAGUCAUGAGCAUCUGAAGCAACGAGCUAUUGAUGCUCAGGUGGAAAAGGAUAGACUGGUUAUGCUAGUAGAAUCUAUUCGAAAUGGAAAUCCUAUUGAUGAGAUUAAUGACAAAUCUGAUAAGGAUUUUGAUUUGGUGAAAAGUUAUGUCACUAAGAUUCAAAAACUAGAAUGUGAACUAGUAAGAUUACAGAGUUCAAGCCACUUAAGGCAUGGAAAUUCUGAUGAUUUUCUUUAUUCGGAAGACGAUGGAACUCACUCAAGAAAUUUGUUAAUGGAUGUUGAUAUCAGAUCUGAAGAAACUGAUGUUGUGGUGGAAGAUGUGGAAAAAGAGCUUGAACAUUCUUCUAUUCAGGAGCAACUGGAUAGAGAACUGCAAGAAUUGGACAAAAAACUUGAGCAGAAGGAGGCUGAAAUGAAGCGUUUUGCAAGUGGUGAUACAUCAGUCCUUAAACAGCAUUAUGAGAAGAAAGUACACGAACUACAAAAUGAGAUAUUGACUCAACAGAAAGAGAUCGAAGAACUUAGGCUCAAGAGUGAAAAUAUCCCUUCCAAUUCUGAUAGUAGUGCUCAAAAGUUGAAGGAGGAGUAUCUUCAGAAAUUGAAUGUUCUUGAGAAACAGGUGGCUGAGUUGAAGAAAAAACAGGAUGCUCAAAAUCAAUUGCUGAGACAAAAACAAAAGAGUGAUGAAGCUGCUAAAAAACUAAAUGAUGAGAUACAGAGGAUAAAGACUCAUAAGGUCCAACUGCAACAUAAGAUCAAGCAAGAAUCUGAGCAAUUCAGACAGUGGAAAGCAUCAAGGGAAAAGGAAGUGCUUCAGCUAAAAAAGGAAGGAAGAAGGAAUGAAUAUGAGAUGCAUAAGCUAUUGGCACUAAACCAGAGGCAAAAGCUGGUUUUGCAAAGAAAAACUGAAGAGGCUGCAAAUGCUACAAAGCGUCUUAAAGAGUUGCUAGAUUCUCGGAAAGCUCCAUCACGUGAAACAUCUGGUGUAGGAAGUAACAAAGGUCCUGGAAUCCCGGUAUUAGUGCAGACUAUUGAACAUGAACUUGAGGUAACUAUUGGAGUGCAUGAGGUGCGGUCAGAGUAUGAGCGGCAAAUGAAAGAGAGGGCUAGAAUGGCUGAAGAGCUUGCAAGGCUGAAAGAAGAAGCAUUGAUUGAGAAGCAGCAGAACUUCAGUGAGUUCCCAGAAGCAAUGUCUCCUGGUGCUAGAAACUCCAGAAUUUUUGCCCUUGAGAAUAUGCUUGCUACCUCUUCAAGCACCCUUGUUUCCAUGGCAUCUCAACUAUCAGAAGCUGAGGAGCGUGAACGGGCAUUUAGUGGCAGAGGAAGGUGGAACCAAGUUCGGUCUCUUGCUGAAGCAAAGAAUGUUAUGAACUUCCUUUUUAACUUGGCAUCAUCCUCUAGAUGCCAGCUAAGAGAUAGAGAAGUUGACUGCAGAGAAAAAGACUCUGAAAUUAGAGACCUGAAGGAAAAAGUUGUUAAUUUGGUAAGACAAAUAGAGCUAAAGAAGGCAGAAUUCAGUCGUCGGGAAAAUUUAAUGAUGUUGUCAUUGGAGAGACUAUCAAAUCGAAACGGAGGCCCUGAGAAUAUGACGAGUGAUAAUGACAAACAUGUUUAUGACUUGCGGCCUAAGGGGACUGGAAGCUCCACAGUUCUCAGUAGUGGAGCAUAUGAUUUGGAGCUUCUAGAAGAUAUGGAUACAUCAGAUGACGAACAACCAAAUCUAGAUGAUGAUGAGGAUGGCGAGUGGAGCCAAACAAGAGAAAGGAAAAGACGCCAAUCGAAAAGAAGAACUUCCAAAGUGGUUGAUUUAGGGGUAUGUUGUACUUGCAGCAAAUAUUCUUCCUGCAAAACCUCGAGAUGUGAAUGCCGUGCUGCGAACGGAAGUUGUAGUUCGUCGUGCAGCUGUGGGACCAAUAAAUGCAGCAAUAGGGAAGCAAAUACGAAAGACAUGCUGGAUCUGUCUGAAAAUAUGUCACUGCAUGAGGAAGCAGAGAUGAGUCAUGAUCUUGCUGCUCAUGGUGCAAUGCUGCUUGGAUCUGCUCUUUCUGGAAAGCCUGCCAACCAAAACACUGAUGGUACCGUGCGGAAGCCAUUAUCUGACAUUGGAAAUAACCUUGGAUUAUCUAGUAUUCCAAAGCCAGCUCUUAGGAAGAAAUGGCACAAGUCAGCCAUCCAGCUUGUGCCGGCUACUCCACCUGUAUCUCAUUCUCAGAACGGAGACGGCCCUGAACAACCGAAAGCUAGUGGAGAAAAUGACAUUCCGUUAAAACUACCAAGAGCAAUGCGCUCUACAUUGACAAACAACAAUCAGCUGAAACAGAGGAAUGUAGAGCAGUCGAGCGAGUUGGUUGAAACUGAUAUCUGCACAUCGUCAUCUCUCGGAAGUCCUCGACAAGCAAAUGCAAGAAAUGGGAAAGAAAACAAGGGAACGUAAGCCUCUUGAUGCGUAUGUACAUGUUGCUUCCGCCAGUUCUAUUCUAGUCUCCUUUGCUAUCCUUUAGAAGAUAAUUAUUGAGGAAAUGUAAGAGUGCAAAAGCUUGCGUUUGCCCACUAAACAUUGUGUAACAACGAAAAGUUUGGAUUGAUUUGCCCUGAAAUUUGACUGAUAAUUUUUACGAUCUCAAAUUUAUUCACUUUA
This is a messenger RNA of Salvia hispanica, 4144 nucleotides long. Its product is annotated as P-loop containing nucleoside triphosphate hydrolases superfamily protein. NCBI's taxonomy places the organism in Eukaryota, Viridiplantae, Streptophyta, Magnoliopsida, Lamiales, Lamiaceae. Gene Ontology annotation, cellular component: microtubule associated complex. The record is from RefSeq and is a predicted model, not a curated record. Gene Ontology annotation, molecular function: microtubule binding; microtubule motor activity; ATP binding. Gene Ontology annotation, biological process: microtubule-based movement; spindle elongation; mitotic spindle organization.